AAUUAUUGCAAGAGAAGACGAAGUAAUCAAAACACUAACACGUGAAAGACGACACAAAGGAGCUGAAAAAUGGUUAAAUUAAGGAAACAACGCAGAAGGAAAGUCUAUAGAUACAACGUCAACAGAAAGAGGCUCCGUAAUAAAAUAUGUGGGGUUGGAUCAAUUGGUUGCAAAGAGGUUAAAGAUGCCUGGGAAAGAGGCAAGUCUAUUCCCACCAACAUGAAAGAAAUGGGCCUUAGCUAUGAUCCAAAUGUAACAAUAAAAAUACCGAGUAGUAAAAAGGAAUACAAAAAUAUAAUUGCAUCUUCAGAGUGGCAGGAGGAGGAAUUAAAUGAGGAAGAACAACAACUCAACUCCAAGAAAUUAUCAGUGGUGGAAGCUCUAGAGGCUGAUGCAAAGGCACCCAGACCUAAGAGGCUGAAUCUGCCCAACAGUCAAGUAGAAUGGGUUACAUAUUUAAUUAAAAAAUAUGGUAGUGAUUAUAGGGCAAUGGCAAGAGAUAGGAAAAAUUAUAAUCAAGAAACAUGGAAGCAAAUUAGACAAAAAAUUAGACUGUUUAAGAAAAUACCACAACAGUAUAACGCAUUUUUAAAAGAGAAUGGACUAGAAGCAAUUGUCAGUGAUAAUGAAAACAUGUCAGAUGAUGAAUUGUAAUAUAAUUAAAUAUAUGUUUUUUAAAAAAUAUGUAACUUUUAUUUUAAGCUAAUAUACUAAUAGU
Molecule: messenger RNA, 718 nt
Organism: Aethina tumida (small hive beetle)
Lineage: Eukaryota; Metazoa; Arthropoda; Insecta; Coleoptera; Nitidulidae
Product: nucleolar protein 16
Exons: 2
Coding region: 70-654 (194 amino acids)
Biological process (GO): ribosomal large subunit biogenesis
Cellular component (GO): nucleolus
Source: RefSeq, a predicted model, not a curated record